AUGUCCUGGCUAUGGUUGGGGGCGAAUCCGGACUCAGUGCGCCCGGACUGCGUUGAGAGUUCGCGGCCUCCUCCGGCCGAUGGCGCGGCUACACUGUUUAUCAGCGGCUACCAAUUGUUCCUGUACAACGGCGACGGACAGUCCCAUCAACAAUUUACCGUCGAUGUCGACAUAAAGCAGCAAGACAACCUGAAGUAUUUCAACAACGCUAAUGGCAAACUUGAUCCGUCGCUCAAAACCAAGGGCUGGCUUUUGAGCCCGGGAGAGCGGACUAUAUCGUUUAACGACUUCCCAUUCUUUGCCUGUCCAGCGGAUGAGGGCGGGUAUAGGCUGGACCUGGCGCGCAGCCAGGACGAGAGCCAUGCAGGCUGUAUUCCUUUUGAGGUCCGCACUAACGAACAGGACCGCCCGGUGCGCUGUAUGUACACCGAGUAA
Dichotomopilus funicola is the source of this 435-nucleotide messenger RNA. RefSeq lists its product as uncharacterized. Lineage: Eukaryota; Fungi; Ascomycota; Sordariomycetes; Sordariales; Chaetomiaceae. The record is from RefSeq and is a predicted model, not a curated record. Bases 1 to 435 code for a protein of 144 amino acids. The transcript has 3 exons.